AUGUUGCCAUCACAAUCACAAGUUCCAGAAAUUGGUAGCAAAUUCCAAACAGUAGAAAGUUUCAAGGAAGCUGCUCAACAAGGUGCUAAAGCAGCAGGUUUUGCUUUUAGUGUGUCAUCAUCAAAAAUGUCACAUAAUAAAAAAGGUGGCCAAGCUUCCUAUAUUAUUUUACAAUAUACAAUGGAGGGCGAGUAUAGAAAUAAUCAUAAUAUUAUUGAAGAAACCAGAAAAAGAAUUAAAUUUACAAAGCAUCAAGGCUGCCCUGUUGCUUUGUAUGCUGUUUUGGAUGAGAAAGCUAGUGUUUGGAUACUUAAUACAGAACAAAAGGAGCUAGUUCAUAUGAUGCUCAAAAGUGAAGUGCCAAUUCAGUCAGUUGCUGAUGCAGUACAAUGGAAGCAUGGUACUGUGUAUACGAAAGAUAUUGUUAAUGAACAUGAUAGAAUUAGAAAUGCUCUGAAUGAAGGCUCAAAUAAUGAUACAACUAUGCGGCUUUUGCAGAUAUUAGAAGAAUGCCAGUAUGUAGUUCGCCAUCUAUUAUCAAAAGAUGAUUGUAUGAAAAACCUAUUUUUUACCCAUAUUGAAGCUGUGCGUCGUGCUGCUAUAUGUCUGGAGGUGCUAAUCAUUAAUGCAACUUAUAAAACAAAUUUGUACAAGCUCUCUUUAAUAAAUUCUGUUGGUGUUAAUAAUAUUGGCAAAGCAAAAUCCCUUGAUAUAUAUCAAAUCACAAUGGCAUGGUUUUUAAAUACGUUAAAAGAAACAGUCUAUGAUACUUUUUUUUGUUCUCCAGAAGUAUUUGUUUCAGAUAAAUCCCAAGCUCUUCGAAAUGCAGCAAAUAAAUUUUUUGAUUCUGAUAAUGAUUAUGAAAAAUUAUUGCUAUCAAUUCAAAAAGUUGCUUAUCCCAAGGAGAUGAGUAUAGUCGAAAAAGCAUUUGAAGAGGUAAAGCAAGCAGCAAUGAAGAGUAGAGACCCUAAUUAUAUUCAAAAUUACUUUGAGAAAUGGAAAAAAGGUUCAGAAUGUUGGAUGCAUGUUUAUACAAAACAUUAUUCUUAUAUGGGAGUUCAAUCAAUGCAACAAGCAGAAAGAAGCCAUAACAGUUUAAAAAAAGCAAUUGAGGCAGCAAGCGGGCUAGAUCAGGCAAUUAAUCAAAUAAAAAAAGAAAUAUGUGAGGCUCAAGAAAAUUAUGAUAAUACAAAUAAUAGCGUUUGCAACUGUAGCUUGAGACUAAAUUUCAAACUACCAUAUCAUCACAUAAUUCUAUCAACAGGAUCCAUCCCACUUUCAAUUAUCCACCUCCGCUGGCUUCUAAAACAUAAUUUUGUACCUUUAUUACCUUCAUCUUUGUCAACUGAUACAGCUUUUAAUAAGGCUUUGUAUAUGGUUGAAGAAAAAUAUGCAAAUUUAAAUGAUAGUUGGUCUAAAGCUUUAUUGUUACAUAAAAUCGAAGCAUUUAUUGCUGAAGAAAUUGUAAUUCCAAAAACACCAGCUGCUAAAAAAAAAGAAAAAAAUACACCAAAAUUUACAACUGAUUUACCAAAAUCACAGCAGCUUUUAUAUCAUGACCAAAUACUUACCUAUAUGCAUGAACAUAUAAAAAAGAUAAUUAAUGUGAAUGGAGAUAGUAAUUCCAACGAUGAUUAUGAGACAAUUAUGAAAGAGAUCUCUUGGGCAAAUGGCCCUUGUACAUUCGAACAUUGGAUGAGAAUGCUACAGAUGGGAGAUGUUAUAGCAAAUGUCUACCAAAGGCCAUUGUACUUUUUUUCACUACAAAUUAAUUUUACCUUUCUUCCAUAUCAUCAUCCAUUAAAUCGAAAUGAAGCACUUGCAAUAGCCUUCGUUAAUAAUAAUCAUUAUGUGGCUAUUACAUUGAAGCCUGAUGCCCCUGUACUAUCAAUUGUAAAUCGAUGGACACAGUUUGCUACCUCGACUGCGAUAAGAUGGAAGCUACUAAUUCAAAAUCAUAUUGAUUGCUUUUUUAUAAUAAGUAGUUCAUCUAACGAAGUAGAUCAAAAAAUAAUAAUAAUAAAUUAA
Messenger RNA from Cetraspora pellucida, 2028 nucleotides. The record is from the annotation of a GenBank genome assembly. Lineage: Eukaryota; Fungi; Glomeromycota; Glomeromycetes; Diversisporales; Gigasporaceae.